UUUGAAAAGAAAACCUCACUCUCUCUCUCUCUCUCUCUCUCUCUCAAUCGACCUCUCGAAAGAAAGAACUCUCUCAGAGCGCGCGCGAUCUCUCUCACUCAUACGAUUUCCGCAUUUUUUUUUCUUUGAUCAGUUUAUGUUGAUGUUAUUUUUCUUCAUUUUCUCCUCUUUCUAGGUUUUCGGCAGUCAUUCUUCUCAUUUUCGCCAUUUUCCGUACAGGUAUCUCGGCAAUUUUCUCUCAUAGAAUCAUGUCAUUUCAUCAGUCAUCUUAUAGCCCCCACAUCAAGAGGCCCCGGUUGACGCCUUCCAGAUAUCUGGGAGAUCGAUUUAUUCCCGUGAGGGCAGCCAUGGAUUUUGAUGUUGCGGGAUUUCUGCUAAGGUCGGAGAAUAAGAAGGAUACUGACAUGCUCGUUUCCCCUAGUAAGGAGGAAUACAGAAAACAGCUGGCUAGUAUUGUGCUAAAGGAUCACAAUAGUUUAGAGGGCUAUCGCAUUCUAAAAUUCAAUGCAAAACCCAACAAGUGUGAAUUAGAUCCUAUGUAUCCAACUGCUGAAGAUUUGUUUCCUUCUCCUAACCAACAACGGAGAUUUCCUCGCCAUAUUCCUCAGACAUCUGAGCGGACUCUGGAUGCUCCUGAUCUGGUUGAUGAUUAUUAUCUGAAUUUGCUUGAUUGGAGUUGUAAAAAUGUUGUGGCAAUUGGCCUUGGUAAUAUUGUAUACUUGUGGAAUGCCACCAAUCAAGCGAUAGAAGAGUUGCCAGAAGUUAAAGAAGAUGAUGGGCCUGUUACGAGUGUUUCUUGGGCUCCAGAUGGCACACAUAUUGCAAUUGGUCUCAAUAAUUCUGAUGUUCAGAUUUGGGAUUCUUUAUCACUAAAGAAGGUGAGGUCCUUGAGGGGUCAUUCUGCUCGGGUUGGAAGUUUAUCAUGGAAUGGUUCCAUUUUGAGCACUGGUGGUCGAGAUAGUAAAAUUUUUAAUCAUGAUGUGAGAAUAAAUAAACACAUCAUAUCCAGACUGUCUGCUCAUGAACAAGAAGUAUGUGGAUUGAAGUGGUCAUUAUCUGGUAAACAACUUGCUAGUGGCGGUAAUGACAACCUUCUAUAUAUAUGGGAUGUUGGAUUUCGUUCAGGUCACUAUCUCCACCGUUUAGAUGCACAUAAGGCAGCAGUCAAAGCCCUUGCGUGGUGUCCUUACCAAAGCAAUCUUUUAGCAUCUGGUGGGGGGACGGCAGAUAGAUGUAUCAAAUUUUGGAACACUCGCAAUGGGGCCCUUUUGAACAGCAUAGAUACAAAUUCCCAAGUAUGCUCCCUACAGUGGAAUCAUCAUGAAAAAGAAUUACUGAGUUCUCAUGGUUUUAGUGAGAAUCAACUCACUUUAUGGAAAUUCCCGUCGAUGAAGAAGAUAACAGAAAUCACAGGCCACACUGCUCGGGUUUUGCAUCUUGCACAGUCUCCUGAUGGUUUUACUGUGGCAUCGGCUGCAGCAGAUGAAACAUUGAGAUUUUGGCAGGUGUUUGGGACCUCAAGAUCUACUUCUGUCUCUUUGAAGGGCAUAAAGAAGGAAUCCAACUUUCCUCUCAGUAGUCAUAUGACUAUACGAUGAGCUGCUGUAGAGGUGAGACUGAAAUGUAUCUGUUUUAUGCAAUACUGGUGAUACAUGUAAUUGAAAUUUUAUACUUGAGCAGAGUGAAACUGUACAUGGUAAGGAGUAAAUUAAAUUGAAGUUCUUUAAGAUGUGUUAUGCUUGUAACCACAUUCCUGUACAGUUCUUACAAUUUUUCUUACGGGAUAUGUCCCUGUAAUUUGAAUCCCGGUCUGUUAUUUAGUUUCAAAAAAUAAGGAUACGCUAUUUCUCACC
Messenger RNA from Magnolia sinica, 1853 nucleotides. Its product is annotated as cell division cycle 20.2, cofactor of APC complex-like. The transcript is spliced from 7 exons. Lineage: Eukaryota; Viridiplantae; Streptophyta; Magnoliopsida; Magnoliales; Magnoliaceae. The record is from RefSeq and is a predicted model, not a curated record. Gene Ontology annotation, cellular component: anaphase-promoting complex. Gene Ontology annotation, biological process: positive regulation of ubiquitin protein ligase activity; positive regulation of anaphase-promoting complex-dependent catabolic process; anaphase-promoting complex-dependent catabolic process. Gene Ontology annotation, molecular function: ubiquitin ligase activator activity; protein binding; anaphase-promoting complex binding. Bases 249 to 1598 code for a protein of 449 amino acids.